Molecule: messenger RNA, 1065 nt
Organism: Exaiptasia diaphana
Lineage: Eukaryota; Metazoa; Cnidaria; Anthozoa; Actiniaria; Aiptasiidae
Exons: 4
Coding region: 70-1020 (316 amino acids)
Biological process (GO): apoptotic DNA fragmentation
Cellular component (GO): mitochondrial inner membrane; nucleus
Molecular function (GO): nucleic acid binding; metal ion binding; single-stranded DNA endonuclease activity
Source: RefSeq, a predicted model, not a curated record
CAGCUAGUGGCACUGGAUACUUCGCAAGUCACAAGUGAAAACUAAGUAAAAUACAACCAAUUAUCCAUUAUGAACGGCGUCAAAACUCUUGUUCUCCUAAUGGCCUUGGUUCUAGAUGCAAUGCUUGGAGUGCAUGCCGGGAACACCGCUUAUUCCAAAGACAUCAACCAGUGCCUGUUCAGUCAUUGGCCAUCCGGUACAAACGCUGUCCUUAAGAGCACAGUCUUCUGCGAAGACGCGCCGUUGUGUUAUUCGGUCAGCGGGUCUGAUCCUGCUUUGUUUGCCGUGUGUUAUAACACAUCGACUCGGAUACCUGAGUUCGCAGCUAACGUUGUGAAAGCUAAUAUUGCGAGUGGAGGAGGAAGGUCUAAUAAUUGGCAUAAUGAAAAUGGUCCUAAUGCCCCAGCUAGACAAUCGACAGUCAAGGACUACCUCUGCACAUCACAAAGCGGCCUAUAUCCAAACUUCGACCCUCAAAGAGAGCAAUUCUGUUCGCGAGGCCAUCUUGUUGCAAAUGCCGACUUCUCUGCCGCUGACGAGAAAGAACUCACCUUUAUAAACACGAACAUAGCCCCUCAAUGGCAGCUUUUCAAUAGUGGAAAUUGGGMAGCUGUUGAAGAUGCAGUCAGACGUUAUGCUAAUAGUGUGAGCAGAGAGGUGUACGUCUUCACUGGARCAGGUGGUCAGGGUACGAGAAGUGACAACAAUCAAGACAUCAAACUUUCAGGGUCAAUCGUCGCUCCCAAGUACUACUGGAAAGCCGUCUGUGAUCCGUCUGUCGCCAAAGCCUCCGUGGUGUUUGUUGGUAAGAACAGCUUUGGUGAAAUUAGCGAAGAUAAGGUUCAAGGUUGUUCUGGCAAAAUGCAAAAGAAGAAGAGGGGAAUWGUGUAUUGUUAUAGCUUACAGGGAGCUGAAUCUACUUACACCGCUGAAGGUUUCAAACUCCCUCCAUUUGGAGACAACUGCAGCCCUUUAACCAAAGGAACCUUUCUAGAUGACUUUCUUAAUGGUUUGAUGUAAACGUUUAUUGAGAAAAAUAAUAAUAAAUAAAUUAUUUUCCCUAUC